Drosophila takahashii is the source of this 976-nucleotide messenger RNA. RefSeq names its product glutathione S-transferase 1-like. The record is from RefSeq and is a predicted model, not a curated record. Gene Ontology annotation, biological process: glutathione metabolic process. Gene Ontology annotation, molecular function: glutathione transferase activity. Lineage: Eukaryota; Metazoa; Arthropoda; Insecta; Diptera; Drosophilidae.
CAAACAGAAGCCAGAGCUUUUAUCUUUACAUGCUGAAAUGAGAGAGCGCUUGGAAAAAGCUUUCUACAAAGCGGUAUAAAAAGUAAAUGGGGCCCAUAAUAGAGCCAUAUUAGAAUCGUUUUCGGUGGGUAACUAACACAAAAUGUCGAGCUCGGGAAUAGUACUGUAUGGAACAGAUUUUAGUCCCUGUGUGAGGUCCGUUCGACUGACGCUCAAGGCCCUCAAUUUGGACUACGAAUUUAAAGAGGUGAAUCUCCAGAAGGGCGAGCAUAUAAGCGAAGAAUACCUGAAGAAGAACCCCCAGCACACGGUGCCCGUACUGGAUGAUAACGGAACCAUUCUCUGGGACUCCCACGCCAUCGCCACCUAUUUGGUGGAUAAGUACGCCAAAUCGGACGAGCUGUAUCCCAAGGAUCUGGUCAAGCGGGCGAUCAUCAAUCAACGCCUGUUCUUCGAGGCCAGCGUUACCUAUCCAGGAUUAUCCAACAUAGUCCGUCCCUUCUGGUUUAGCGGUGUUACUGAGGUGGCUCAGGAGAAACUGGACACGGUACACAGGGGUCUCAAGUUGCUGGAGUCCUUCUUGGCAAGCAGUCCAUAUCUGGUGGGUGAUUCCCUGACCCUGGCCGACCUAAUCAGUGGACCCACAGUCAGUGCUCUUCGCGCUGCCGUCGACAUCGAAACAGUGGAGUACCCCAAGGUCACUGCCUGGCUGGAUCGCCUUAAUCAGACCCCUUACUACGAGGAAAUCAAUGAGGGGCCGGUUCAGGCCUACGUCAGCUUCCUUCGCAGCCAGUGGACCAAACUUGGUGCCUGAGUAAUCUUCUAGAGGAAAAAAGACAUCAUCCAAUUUUAAGACCACUGUGUAGCGUUGAAACAUACUAGUUAUUUAGAGAACAGUUUUAAUUUAUUUUUUACUUUAAGUCAGUUCUCCUGUUCUAAGCAUACAAUAUACAACAAAAAUUGUUUAAUCAAUCUA